AUGCAGCUAACUGCAAUAGUCAUUGGCGCUUUCGCCGUUGUCGCAUGGGCGCAGGAUAUCACUUUCAUUAGCGAUCCUGGCGUAUACGGCCCAGCGCUGGAGAUUCAACAUGCCUACUACGGUCAAUGGCCAACAGGCAUCGCAGUAUCAAGCACAGGGAGGAAAUUCUCUAAUUUUCCGGGAGGCCUCGAUCCAACAAAUGUGUACAAUGGCUCAAACGAUGUCUUCACAGUGGGCGAGCUCACCUCGCUUACUGAGGAGACGGCGUACCCAUCCCUGGAAAUGAACCACCCGCCUGGAGGAGCCAUCAAUUAUACCACAACACCCCCUACUGGAGCGAACUACCAGGAUUACCUCAUUGGUGUUCAGUCAGUCGUUAUUGAUCCAGCGGAUCGUCUCUGGAUCCUGGAUACCGGGCGUGUCUUGACACCAGAUGGUACCCUCGUCUUCUCGUCUUAUGGAGGGCCAAAGCUAGUAGGGGUAGAUUUGAGCACAAACCAAGUGAUCAAGACCAUUGUCUUUCCACAGACGGUGGCAUUUCCCGACACCUAUCUGAAUGAUGUUCGCUUCGACCUACGACCCGAGCUGACCGAAUCCGGAGAGGGCGUGGCAUACAUUACGGACAGCAGCUCCGAGGGUCGUAAUGGCAUCAUCAUAGUCGAUCUCGGCUCCGGCGAGAGCUGGCGGCACCUCGACCUCGCAAAACCAGUCCGGUCCGAGUACCAAUUUCUCCCCUUCAUCUGGGGACAGCCCAUCUACUACACACUCGGCGGCAACCCAAUCACUUCGUUUCCACUCGGAUCCGAUGGCAUUGCGCUGGCUGCUGAUGGCGAGCGGCUCUACUGGGGUCCGCUGGGCGGGCGCUUCCUGUACAGUUGCGCAACCUCGCUGCUCCGCGCGCGAGACGCCACGAGCGAGCUCCUCGCUCAGCAGGGGGUCACUAGCCACGGCGAGAAAGGUGCAAGUGACGGUUUCGAGACAGACAGCAAUGGCUACAUCUACGUCGGAAACAACGAGGCCAACGCUGUCAAUCUGUUCAAUCCCAAGAACGGGACGACCGUGCCAUUCGUGAGAGACCCUCGAAUCAAUUGGGUCGACACAAUGUCAGUAGCUGCAGACGGCAAUCUGUAUUUUACAGUCAACCAGAUCAAUCUCGGGCCUGCAUCGUAUCCUGGUACGGACCGGCGGGUGCGACCCUUUGCUCUAUUCAGUGCGCCACUUCCGGAAGGCGGUGCAAAAGUGAGCCUGAAGUAG
This is a messenger RNA of Pestalotiopsis fici W106-1, 1254 nucleotides long. RefSeq lists its product as uncharacterized. The coding region runs from base 1 to 1254 and encodes 417 amino acids. Lineage: Eukaryota; Fungi; Ascomycota; Sordariomycetes; Amphisphaeriales; Sporocadaceae. The transcript has 4 exons. The record is from RefSeq and is a predicted model, not a curated record.